AUGCCUCAGCAAAAGACCUCCUCACUCAAGACUUAUUUCGACGAGCUAGAGGAGACCAACGGCGAUGAUGAAUUUAGAGUAUGGUUAAGUAGAGCCUUUGAUGCCAGGGCUGAACUGGCGACUUUCUUCGCUGACCGUCGAGAAGGAAGGGGAACCAGGAGAUACAUUGGCUUCCUCAAGGGAUCCUUCAACUUGAGCUUCCGGUUCAGCUUCGACGAUGGUAAACCAGACGUCACAAUUCGGUUUCCAAAACCAGGACACACGGCUACAGCGUUGAGGGACGAAAAAGUCGUGAAUGAGGAGGUGCAGAUCAUGGAAUAUCUUCGCCAAAACCCUAAUAGUCCUAUCCCUCGUGUUCACAGCUGGGGAUUACUCGCCGAGAGCCCACGACAGCUUGGUCCAUUUAUCAUCAUGGAUUAUGUUCAUGGGACACUUUUAUCGACGAUUUUGAGACAACCUGAUACAGAAGAUGUGGUUUUGAAUCCGAAUAUCGACAAUAGAAUGUUGGACAAGAUCUAUUAUCAAAUUGCCGGUUAUAUGCUCCAGCUUUCUCAACUUACAUUCCCGAGGAUCGGUGCAAUCUCAAAGGACAAUGCUACGAGUACAUGGCAUGUCACCGGAAGACCCCUAACAUACAACAUGAACGAAUUAGCCACUGUCGCCAGCUACCCCGUUGACCAAUUCCCAACCGGGCCAUUUGACCGUGCAAGCGAUUAUCUGAAAUCGCUCGCAAACGAGCACAUACUCCACCUCCAAACCCAGCGCAACCUCGCCAACAAUCCAAAAAUCGCCCAGAAGCGAUUCAUCGCCCGCCAUCACUUCGCACAGCUAAUCCCGAAAUACUACCCCAAAGACAGCGGGGUAUGCAUACCCUUCUGCGACGACCUACGACCCGCGAAUAUCCUGAUUAACCCAGAAACACUCCAAAUCACCGCCAUCCUCGAUCUCGAGUUCACAAAUGCCAUGCCGGCGGCAUUCACGUAUGACCCGCCCUGGUGGCUGUUGCUCACGGGGCCGGAUUUAUGGCUUGAGCGCGACGCGAUGGAGGAGUUUGUGGCUUUGUAUGAGCCCAAGAUGGAGCUAUUCUUAAGUGCUUUGGAGAGAGCGGAGACAGAAAGGGCAAUAGAGGGAAGACAGAAGGCGGGUGGAAUGGCCUUGUCUAGCCGAAUGCGUGAGUCGUGGAGGAGUGGGCGGUUUUGGUUUGACUUUGCGGCGAGGAAGAGCUUUGAUGUUGAUAUGGUUUAUUGGGCUGCUUUCCAUGAUGAUGGUGAUGGUAAGGAGGUUGAGAGGCUUGGCGGUAUGGCGUGUGCGGACAUGGAGUCUUUUAUCCAGAUGAAGAUGGAACAGUUGGAGGCUUAUAAGGAGGAGUGUACCGCUCGGUUUUCCUCGGAAUUAUAG
Messenger RNA from Penicillium subrubescens, 1398 nucleotides. RefSeq names its product phosphotransferase family protein. NCBI's taxonomy places the organism in Eukaryota, Fungi, Ascomycota, Eurotiomycetes, Eurotiales, Aspergillaceae. The coding region runs from base 1 to 1398 and encodes 465 amino acids. The record is from RefSeq and is a predicted model, not a curated record. The transcript has a single exon.